This is a messenger RNA of Nycticebus coucang (slow loris), 861 nucleotides long. It is a transcript of the gene CRYBB1, whose product is annotated as crystallin beta B1. The transcript has 5 exons. NCBI's taxonomy places the organism in Eukaryota, Metazoa, Chordata, Mammalia, Primates, Lorisidae. Gene Ontology annotation, biological process: visual perception; lens development in camera-type eye. The record is from RefSeq and is a predicted model, not a curated record. The coding region runs from base 14 to 772 and encodes 252 amino acids. Gene Ontology annotation, molecular function: structural constituent of eye lens.
GCAGGUGGCAGCCAUGUCUCAGGCGGCAAAGACCUCGGCCUCAGCCACAGCGGCCAUGAACCCAGGGUCUGACUCCAAGGGAAAGGGGGCUCCCCCUGCAGGAGCAGCCCAAGGCCCUGGCUCUGGCCUGUCCCCAGCAUCCGUUCCUGUUCCCAGUACAAAAGCAGGAGACCUGCCUUCCGGGAGCUACAGGCUGGUGGCCUUCGAACAGGAAAAUUUCCAGGGCCGACGAGUGGAAUUCUCGGGGGAAUGCUUAAACCUGGGAGACCGUGGCUUCGACCGUGUGCGCAGCCUCAUUGUCAUCUCGGGACCCUGGGUGGCCUUUGAGCAGUCCAACUUCCGCGGAGAGAUGUUCGUCCUGGAGAAGGGGGAGUACCCUCGCUGGGACACGUGGUCCAGCAGCUACCGCAGUGACCGGCUCAUGUCCUUCCGGCCUGUCAAGAUGGACUCCCAAGAGCAUAAGAUCUCUCUGUUUGAAGGUGCCAAUUUCAAGCCCAAAACCGUAGAUAUCCAGGAAGAUGAUGUGCCCAGUCUCUGGGUCCACGGCUUCUGUGACCGUGUGGGCAGCGUGAAGGUCUCCAGUGGCACCUGGGUCGGCUAUCAGUAUCCCGGCUACCGUGGGUACCAGUACCUCCUGGAGCCUGGUGACUUCCGGCACUGGAACGAGUGGGGGGCCUUCCAGCCACAGAUGCAAUCCUUGCGCCGUCUGCGUGACAGGCAGUGGCACCGCGAGGGCUGCUUCCCUGUCCUGCCCACUGAGCCCCCCAAAUGAAUCCACAUUGCACCCAGCUCCCUUGCCCCACCCCUUCUCCAGGCUCAGUUUCCCCAUCGUUCCCAGGCAAAUAAAAGUUCCUAAAGCCA